Molecule: messenger RNA, 3198 nt
Organism: Ostreobium quekettii
Lineage: Eukaryota; Viridiplantae; Chlorophyta; Ulvophyceae; Bryopsidales; Ostreobiaceae
Source: the annotation of a GenBank genome assembly
AUGGACUUCGACUGCAAGCAGAUCGCCGGGCUGGCCAGCGGCGGCGGCCAGCCCCCGGAGCAGGCCGCCUCCGCGCGAGCCGCCAGAGUGGCGGCCGUGGCGGAGACCACCACCAAGCUGGAAUUUGCAUUCUUCGGCAAGGCCGUGCCGCGCGACGUGCUCCUGGAGACGCACAGGCUCAACCGGGAGAGGGGGCUCAAGCGGGUGGCCUCGGGCGCCGGCGGGGCGCAGAAAUCGGGGGAAGGCGCGGACAAGGACGGCGACAAGCCAUCCACUGGGAAGGCAUGCACCACGAAGCCUAACAAGCGUCUGCCCGACGUCGCCAAGCUGCUGCCCAUGGCCGUGCGUGACCUCGCCCUGGGCACCACGCACUGCGGGCGCGUGCUGCGCGGCCGCGUGGUGGCCCUGCCGGCCUUCGCGGACGGCGUCACGGACGUCAUUGUCGAGGACGUGGCGGGAGAGCUGGUGCAGGUCUGCGUGCACAACCUCGCCGACGCCGAGACACACGAGGCCAUCGACAAGAUGUUCGCGAUCGGCACUAGGGUGGACAUCUGCGAGCCGUUUUAUGCCGUGAUCGACGUGGAUGCGGGCAGGCUGGGCAUCCGGGUGGACAAGCCGGCGGAGCUGCUGUUUGAGAGGUUGGACGGCCCCGGGGAGGAGCCCAAGGAGCUGGGCAACAGGCUGUUCCGCAGCCAGGACUACCUGGGCGCGUUCGAGCAGUACACGCAGGGGCUGAAGGCCCACGGCGAGGUGGCAGUGGUGCUGGGCAACGCUGCCGCCUGCUGCCUGGAGCUGCGGGAGCACCCCAAGGCGCUGGGGUUCGCGAUGGCCUCCCUGACAGUGGAGCCGUCCUACCCCAAGGCGUGGUUCCGGGCGGCGAUGGCGCUGCACAAGAUGGGCAAGCGCGUGGAGGCGCGGGCGGCCUACCGCCUGGCGCCGGAGGCGGCCAAGGCGGUGCUCAGGGAGACGGUGGACCUCACGGUGUCCUACCGGGAGUCCUACGCCUCGCCCUUCCAAACCCUGUGCCAGGCCCAGAUCACCGACCUGGUGAUGGGGAUCCCGGAUGGGGACAGCCCGGGGGAAUCCACCUGGGACGCGCUGAAGGAUCAGGGCAACGAGUACUUCCGGGAGAGGAAGUACCGGCAGGCGCUGGGCAGGUACAUGGCCGCCGCCCGGCUCGCCCAGGAGCCCGUUGUGAAGCUGUUGUCCAACCGGUCGGCCUGCGGCCUGCACCUGAACCAGCACGAGAAGGCGGUGGUGGACGCCACGUGCGCGCUGGUGUUGGACGGCGGGGACUCCCUUAAGGCCCUGUACAGGCGCGCCAGCGGCCUGCGGGAGAUGCAGGCCUUCGGGGCGUCGCUGCACACUGUGGAGCACGCCCUGCGGAGGCGGGAGGCGGAGGAGGAGGAGGAGGGCCUGCUGGCGCAGGUGCGGGCGCUCAGGGUGGAGGUGGAGCGGCUGAACAGGCAGGAGGGCGCGCACAUCAAGCAGCGGCGGGCCAAGGGGCGGAAGACGACCGAAGACAGGGUCGAGGCGUUGAUGAACAAGGGCGCGAUGAGUGGGCGACAGCUGCUGAAAUUCAAUGGGAUGAUGGACAAGACGCUGUCGGAGGACAUGCGGGAGGUGCUGUUCGACGACCGAGUGCCGGCGGUGCACACGGAGUACGCCAGCGGGGGGCACUUCCCACCCCAGGUGAACGUGGAGAAAUGCCAGGAGUGGCUGCUGACGGUGUUCGAGGAGUCGCGCACGAUCGGCUCGUACCUGCGGAUCCAGGAGCAGGCCGUGAAGCGCAACCCCAAAAAGGUGCCCUUGGAGCAGGUGCACUUCAUGAAGCGGCUGGGCACCCACGAGGGCGACGCGCUCAAUUGGUGGGUGGGGUCCCCCGCGGGCGACGUGUGGCGCAUGCGCCCACGGCCGACCUACGCCAGCGACGUCCUGCACAGCUUCAGCACGGUGCUGCCCAGGUCCGUGCACCUGCACUUCGGCGGCACCCACGUGGCCGUGGGCUACGUUGACCUCGGCCUGCUGCUCACGGCGGAGAUGCACGGCGACCCGGACGAGGACGGGCCGACCAGGUUCGUGGGGUACGAGUCGUCGGCGUACUGCACCGCCAAGACGGAGGUCAUCGCGGAUAUGCUCUUCCGGGGCGUGGUGGUGGACAGCAUCUUGCAGGUUUGGUUCAGCUCUAGCUGGUCAGAGAAGACGCUGGCCUUGUUUCGGGAGACAGUAGGGCGACUGGGAGAGGAGGCAGGCCGGCCGGAGGAGGUGGUCACGAUCUUGCGCCACUGGGCACGGGCCUCUCGAAUGACACUGCGCACUGCGCAAGAGAAGUGGCUUGCACUGCAUGAGAGCCACCACUGCAUACCUGUUAACCUGCUGCAGAUGAGCGACAGGGUGGAGGUGAUAAGUUACUUGCUGACGGGCCGGCUGCUGCACUGCGAUGUGGGCAGCAUCGUGAUGUUUGACAACCCACCAGGCAUGGCACACGUGGCCAAGGACGAGAGUGCGCUGUGGGUGGUCCACGAUGACAGAGGCCUAAUGAAGGACCACAUCAUCACAGGGUCAGUCAUGAAUGCAGUGUAUCGGCGGCUGAGGAGCCGGAUCACACGUCUGCAACGGAUGUGUGUCUCUGGACAAGUGAAGAUCGACCUCAACCUCCAGGCUGUGGCACCAGAUACCCCUGAAACCCAUGUUGACAUUUUGGCUGCACAGCCUCGGAGCAUUAGCUGGUCCAGUUUGUGCGACUAUUGUACUCCCGAUGAAUUUCACGACAUGGCACAGGCUUGCUCGCUGCCAGGCAAGACUGUGCACUAUGUGUACAGCAUGAACUGGAUCAGGGACGUGAAGGGGACCUUCGCAAUGGACUAUCCACUAGAGAACCAGCUGAAACUUGUGGACCUGGCGAACAAUGCGAUUUCCGCAGAAUUGGAGGCUGCGGAUCUGGAUCUCAUAUUCGUCCGACCGCCCGUGCAACACCCAUACAAUAUCACAGACGCAAUGCUUGCACGGUCGUACUAUGGUGCGUGGGUGGAAUACUUUUUUGAGAAUACCAACGUCUCCAAAGAGAAUAUGGGGUACACGCUUGUCAGGCCGUUUUCGAUCUUUGGCCGAUCGCGAGGGAAUCUGUUCAUGUGCUACUCUUACGAUUCAGAGAUUGAUUACUUCAGGUGGGACUACUGUGGACUAAAUGGGCUUUGA